Molecule: messenger RNA, 4238 nt
Organism: Thrips palmi
Lineage: Eukaryota; Metazoa; Arthropoda; Insecta; Thysanoptera; Thripidae
Product: longitudinals lacking protein, isoforms F/I/K/T-like
Exons: 12
Coding region: 215-2971 (918 amino acids)
Biological process (GO): regulation of transcription by RNA polymerase II
Cellular component (GO): nucleus
Molecular function (GO): protein binding
Source: RefSeq, a predicted model, not a curated record
CUCCGAGCGCUAGUCACGCAGGUCCGCCAUUUUAUAAAGUGCGUCUUGUUUAUAGAAAUGGCCGCCGCGCUUUGCGCUUUUAUUUUGGAUUUUUCCUCGACUUGCAAACUUAUUGCCGAUAGUCAUUGAAAACGCGAGGCUUCAAAGAUAGUUUUGCAGCUCAACAAUCAGUACCAAAGAUUUAUGAAGCAUUGUUCCCCUAUUAACUCAUAAUAUGGGUGGAACUCGUUUUAUGGUCCAGUGGGAGGAGCAUCCCUCCCACUUGGCCACUCGACUGGGACAGCUGCUUGAGCACCAGACGCUUGUGGACGUGACUCUAAUGUGCAAUACUCACACAUUACGAGUACAUCGUGCCGUCUUAGCAGCCUGCAGUCCAUAUUUUGAGUCUAUCUUACAGCGACAACUUGGAGCUCAUCCUUUAAUUGUUCUGAAAGACAUGCAGUUUUCUGUGUUAAAAUCCUUAAUCGAAUUUAUGUAUUGUGGAGAGACAAGUGUGACUGAAGACAACCUAGGAGCCUUGCUUCAAGCAGCAAAAUUUUUCCAGGUGAAGGGAUUGUCAUCUAUGACAAAGGAGGCCCUUGGGCUGCCAUCGUCUCCAUCGAAACCAGUACCAACUCCCACUCCUGUACCCAUCAAUGGGGACUUUGCCAAAAAAGUGCCACAACUCAGAACCCCCACUUCAGGGAAAAAAAUUGGUAUGCAGACAACCCUUGUAUCGACUGCUGAAGUCAUGAAUAAACAAAUUGUAGCUUCAAACAGCACCGCCACUACUACCACUGCUGGCACUGCUGGCACCGCAUCUGUUCACGGACGAGUUGGUCCUGGAGGAGACUCCCCUGCUGUCAAGGUUGCAUCUGCUCAAGGAACUUCAACGAUUUCUACUGACACAGCUCAAUUGCUUCUGAAUCUUUCUGGAGUGGAGGGCACAUCUCAGGCUGUCACCACAAUUGAAACUCCUGUUCAAGCAGCUGCUUCUAAGCUAGCAACAACGACAUCAACACAGUCAAGACCUAUGCUUCAAAUGUCCAGUCGCAACGUUCGCCUCACAAAUAUACGUGGUUCAAACAUGAUGAAGAUAGAUGCUAAAACUUUGGUGGAGAAAUCUAAACUUGGCGAGACUCCAGCUGUAGGUGCUCAUCACAUUGAUGAGUCUCCCCGGCGAAGAGGGCGUCCAUUAAAGAAGCAAAUUAAUGUCAUGUUCCAGGAGAAAGUUAUGUCAGAUGCUGAAGUGGCAUUGCAAAAGGAAGCCGAUGCUAGCCGCAUGGCACUGGAAGCUCUCAAAAGAGAAAUGAACACAGGAGAUCCUGGUAAUGCUGCUGCUGUUGAAGCUGAAUUAGUGGAAGCAGGAGCAAGAUCACAAGAAAUUCAAGAUGAAGACAUGAUGGUCAAGCAUGAAGAGGACAUUUCUCAUGGCUCUCAGACUUUAAUUGCCUCCGAAGAAAACAGUCAAGAAUCUGAAGCAAAUCCUGGUGAAGUUUUGUAUCAGGUAACAGCAGAUGGUCAGGUGGUUGCUACUGGGGGAUCUGAUCCCAAUGCGGCUGGUAAUGUAGCCUCUUAUAUGGAAGCUCUGAAGGAAGCUGGUUUACCAACAGACCUUCCUAUCCUUUUGGAUUCUGGGGAUGGGUCUUAUGUAACAGUCAAUGAAGAAGUACUCAUGAAUAUCUGCAAUGGUGGUGUCAUUCACUAUCAAGUUGCUGAAGGUAAUCUUGUCCAAGGCACUGAUGGGCAGGUUGUUGUGGAAGAAGGAGAGAAUGAAGCUGAGCAAGAGUUUUUACAGACUGAGCCUCAAGAAGAGUUAAAGCAAGUUACAACCGCAUCCCAAUCUGUUAUCCAGGAAAGUAAGCCUGGUAGCAAACCAAAAGUUGCCACUCCGGCCAGUAGCUGUGGGUAUACCACAGCAAGGCAGAUUGUGAAGGCAUCCAUGGAAAAGUUCCGUCAGGAACAAGCUGGCAUCCGCAAAUUUGUUGUUAAAGAAAUGCAAGAAGCUGAACUUGUAAUGGAACCAGGUGAUGAGAAUCCUGAAUUAGUGUCAGAUGAAGUGCAUAUGGAGCAAGGAGAACAGGCUGAUGACGCUAUCAUGCAUGAUGAGCAUGGGAUGGUGAAUGAUGAGCAGCAACACUUGGUCUCCACCACAACAGUUGAACCUACUCUUGUGCAAUCUGGAGGUCAAGUUCAGGCUUUGCUCCAGACUUUUGGAGAGGAUGGAGAGAGUCAGCAAGAAAUGGUUUAUUUGGUAACGGAAAAUGCUGAUGAAGUGAUUGCCAGUGGCAACUUUGGUGAUGGAACCCAUAGCUUUGCUGUUGUUUCCGAUGGAUCCACAGUGGAUGGGACCCACACAUUCUCCAUCGCCGAUGGUAACAUUGUGGUGCAGCAAGGACAGGAGGAAGCAGAAAUGUCAGUUGAGCAGGCUUUGGAAGCAAUGAUGGGGGGUUCUGAUGCAUCUAACCAUGACACCCCACAAAGUGCUCAACAGGCAGCUGUUGAUGCUGAAAGCAUGCGUCUUGUCUUGGGUGCUGAAGACCAUGAUGAUAAAUCAAGCAAUAGUGUUUUGCUUGGUGAAAGUAACAAGAAUGAAGAUACCCUUGCCAUACUAACUGACAAUACCAAACUGGAAGACACAUUGUUAGAUGAUUUGAAUGAUGAUGAUGACGAAACAUCAAGCAAGGAUAUACCACUUGCAGUUGGUUUGUUGCCUUUGAGAACUGCUCUGGAAAGAAUCCAGGCUACACCUGAACACCAACCUCGUAAAACUCGUGCCUCUAGUCUGACAGGAGAAGGAAGUAAAGGUGGAAAACGAAGGAGUGAUUCAGGAAGUGAAACUGUGGAGAAAAAGGCUCGUUCUGAUGAAGUGGUUGAUAGUGAUGGAAUUGGUGAUGAUAGGUUUGAUGCUGAGGAAGAAAAUUCUUCUAGUUAUGAUGUAGAAACAUCCCUUGGCGUGAUAACAGAAGAUGGGCUUAAAGAUGCGCCUUAAGUACAAUAUAAAAUCUAUUUAAAUGGUGGGCUAAAUACUUGUCACUUUGGUGUCAAAGAUUUAACCUCAGGCCGAUGUGGCAAUGCUAUUACUAUGGUUUCCUUUUUAAGAGUGAGACUGGUAGAAUUUUCAAUUAUAAGGAAAAUAUAAUAUAUUUACUUGAAGAAAGGCUCAGGAAUGUAGUUUCCAACUGCAGAACUAUGCUAUGUGUUUUGACUUAACAAUAGGCAGUAUUGCCUAGUUAAUAUAUCAGGUUUGCUCUAUUCCACAUUUUCUGCUCAAGAUUUUCUGGUGUACUUUCUAUUUCCUGAAGGUAGCCUUCCAACUUUAAUGAUCGUUCUAAUUUCCAUUUCCUUACUAACAAGGAACUUCAACGAGGACCCUCUUUGAUUGUGGGCUUUAGAUGUCCUGUCUCAAUACCCCUCUCUGACCCCCCCCCCUUUUUUUUUAAAGAGUUAUAAAAAAGGUGUCUCUUCAAGGUUGUUCCUCUGCAUUUCUGAAUCAGCACAGAACUUGGGAUGUCCUGCUAUCAGUUGUAUAGAAAGGUGCUACAUGGUGGUUGAUGCUUAUGUACAACUGCAUAUGUGGUACACUACUUUAUAUCUAUGUUGUAAUUAUUGAAGCAUUUUUUGUAUUAAUUAUAAUCUAAAAAAUCGCAAUGGUGUAUAUGUUAUGGGAGUCAGUGACAUUGACAACACUGGUGUAGAUUUAGUUGUGUGUUUUAUUGUUGAAAUGAAAGGUCUGUUUCGUUAGAAUAAUAAUAAUGGAAUAAUCUGAACUAUGGACUGAUUAUUUCUUCUAUAUUGGACUUUUGUCUUAUCUUAUUAGAUACUUUACAACCAUUUUUCUUACAAAUAUGGAUGUAUUUUAAAUUCUAAAAAUAGUGUAUUAAAACUGUUCCAAAUGAAAAUAGUGUUAUCAGAAGAAAAAAAUAUUAAGUUUUAUCUCUAAUUUUAUUUAUACUUUUCUUUGAUAUUUCGUGAAGUUUAUUUCAAGUUACCAGAUUGGUGGCAAACUUGUAAAGUCCUCUGUAGACCUGACUGCUCGCUCCUCUCCCCCAAAUCUCUCAACUCUGGGAGUUAUUUUCUUUUGAAGUUCUUAGUACAUAGUGUACAGCUUUACCAAGUCACUGUUUUGAUAUUGUAACUAGAGCUUUUUUUUUUCAUAAUUGGUUUAUUAUUGAUUGAAAAUCUAAGAAUCACCUAAAUGACAUUGUAAUUUGCAGGAACUCAUUUUCCAUUGCAAUAAAGUAUCCAUGAGUCACUAA